Molecule: messenger RNA, 3102 nt
Organism: Enhydra lutris kenyoni (northern sea otter)
Lineage: Eukaryota; Metazoa; Chordata; Mammalia; Carnivora; Mustelidae
Product: kinesin family member 17
Exons: 15
Coding region: 1-3102 (1033 amino acids)
Biological process (GO): microtubule-based movement
Molecular function (GO): microtubule motor activity; ATP binding; microtubule binding
Source: RefSeq, a predicted model, not a curated record
AUGGCCUCGGAGUCGGUGAAGGUGGUGGUGCGCUGCCGCCCCAUGAACCAGCGGGAGCGGGAGCUGAACUGCCAGCCGGUGGUGACGGUGGACUCCGCGCGCGGCCAGUGCUUCAUCCAGAACCCGGGCGCCGCCGACGAGCCGCCCAAGCAGUUCACCUUCGACGGCGCCUACUACAUGGACCACUUCACCGAGCAGAUCUACAACGAGAUCGCCUACCCGCUGGUGGAGGGUGUCACCGAGGGCUACAAUGGCACCAUCUUCGCCUACGGUCAGACGGGCAGCGGGAAGUCCUUCACCAUGCAGGGCCUGCCGGACCCGCCUUCCCAGAGAGGCGUCAUCCCCAGGGCCUUCGAGCACGUUUUCGAGAGUGUCCAGUGUGCAGAGAAUACCAAGUUCCUGGUCCGGGCCUCCUACCUAGAGAUCUACAACGAAGAUGUCCGUGACCUGCUGGGGACAGACACCAAGCAGAAGCUGGAGCUGAAGGAGCACCCGGAGAGGGGCGUGUACGUGAAGGGGCUCUCCAUGCACACGGUGCACAGCGUGGCCCAGUGUGAGCGCAUCAUGGAGACGGGCUGGAAGAACCGCUCAGUGGGCUACACGCUGAUGAACAAGGACUCCUCACGCUCCCACUCCAUCUUCACCAUCAGCAUCGAGAUCUACGCCGUGGACGAGCGGGGCCAGGACCACCUCCGUGCUGGCAAGCUGAACCUGGUGGACCUGGCGGGCAGCGAGCGGCAGUCCAAGACGGGUGCCACGGGGGAGCGGCUCAAGGAGGCCACCAAGAUCAACCUGUCACUGUCGGCCCUGGGCAACGUCAUCUCGGCCCUGGUGGACGGGCGCUGUAAACACAUCCCCUACCGGGACUCGAAGCUGACGCGGCUGCUGCAGGACUCGCUGGGCGGCAACACGAAGACGCUGAUGGUGGCCUGCCUGUCACCCGCGGACAACAACUAUGACGAGACACUCAGCACCCUGCGCUACGCCAGCCGGGCCAAGAACAUCAAGAACAAGCCACGCAUCAACGAGGACCCCAAGGACGCCCUCCUGCGCGAGUACCAGGAGGAGAUCAAGAAGCUGAAGGAGAUCCUGGCCCAGCAGAUGAGCCCCGGCAACCUGGCAGACCUGCUGUCCAGUCAGACCCCCCUAAAUGCUGUCCAGACUGAGGAGAAGCUGGCGCCCCCACCGGUGAUCCAGCCUGAUACAGAGGCCGAGAAGCAGCUGAUCCGGGAGGAGUAUGAGGAGCGCCUGGCCCGGCUGAGGGCUGACUAUGAGGCGGAGCAGGAGUCCAGGGCCCGGCUGGAGGAGGACAUCACUGCCAUGCGCAACUCCUACGAUGUGAAGCUGUCCACACUGGAGGAGAACCUGCGUAAGGAGACAGAGGCUGUCCUCAAGGCAGAGGUCCUCAAGGCGGAGGUCCUCAAGGCGCAGGGCACGUCCAGGGCAGAGUUUGUCAGCUGGCCGGAGUCCUCCCCUCCCCUCCACUGCGAGCUGGCCACGAAGCCUGAGAUCCACUCCACGCCGCGCACUCUGGCCGGCGAGGAUGUCUCCAAGACUGAGGUUUCUCCGGGGUUCAAGGAGCUGCCCACGGCGGAGACCUCCAAGUCUGAGGCAUCUCUGGGAUCCGAUGAGUCUUCCACGCUCGAGGACACCUCCAUGUCCGAGGCCUGCCCGGCGCCCCAGGAGCCUUCCAACGUGGAGUUCUCCGCGCCCGAGGCGGAGGCCGUGGGCAGCUCCCUCCUGGACCACGACCUCAGCUGGGAGGCCGCCGGAGCCCCGCGGUGGGCCGGGCCGGUCCCCGAGGACGAGCAGCCACGGCUGGCGGCGCUGGGCCUGCUCCCCAGCCUGCACGACCCGUUCGCCGAGGUGGAAGCCAAGCUGGCCAGGCUCUCCUCCGCGGUGGGGGGGGCCGAGGUGCCCCAGGCGGCCACCCCCAGGCUCCCCACACAGCACCCCUCCCUGACGGAUCUGCUGGGGCCUGGUGUCGUUAGGUCUGAAGCUGAGGCAGCUGACUUCCUCCUGCCCGGGACUGAGGUUGACCUGGGCCCAGAAGUGGCCGAGGAGGUGGUGCCGGCAGCAGAACCUGGCGUCGGGGCUGAGACUGAGGCCCAGAUGGCCUUGGAGGCUCAGCUUCAGCCCUUGCUGGGCACGACCAGUGUGAGAAGGGACAGUGUGGGCGUGGAGGUGGCGGUGCUGACUGACGACCUGCUGCCUGUCGUGGACCAGCAGCAGGUGCUUGCCCGUUUGCAGCUGCUGGAGCAGCAGGUGGUAGGGGGAGAGCAGGCCAAGAACAAGGACCUGAAGGAGAAGCACAAACGCAGGAAGCGGUACGCGGACGAGCGCAAGAAGCAGCUGGUGGCGGCCCUGCAGAACUCGGACGAGGACGGCGGCGACUGGGUGCUGCUCAACGUCUACGACUCCAUCCAGGAGGAGGUGCGGGCCAAAAGCAAGCUGCUGGAGAGGAUGCAGCGGAAGCUCCGGGCAGCAGAGGUGGAGAUCAAAGACCUGCAGUCGGAGUUCCAGCUGGAGAAGAUCGAUUACUUGGCCACCAUCCGCCGGCAGGAGCGCGACUCCAUGCUCCUCCAGCAGCUCCUGGAGCAGGUGCAGCCCCUCAUCCGCCGGGACUGUAACUACAGCAACCUGGAGAAGAUAAGGCGUGAGGCCUGCUGGGACGAGGACAACGGCUUCUGGAAGAUCCCCGAGCCCAUCAUCAUAAAAACCAGCCUCCCAGUAGCAGUUCCAACAGGGCCACAGAACAAGGCAGUCCGCAAAGCCUCCACAGCAGACAAUGGUGAACCAGGCACGGAAGAAGACCGCUACAGGCUGAUGCUCAGUCGGAGCGACAGCGAGAACAUUGCCAGUAACUACUUCCGGUCCAAGCGAGCCAGCCAGAUCCUCAGCACGGAUCCCAGGAAGAGCCUCGGGCAUCACAGCUCACCCCCUGGCCUCGGCUCCCCACUCAGCAACACCUCUGCCAUGUCGCCUACCCAGGCCCCCGAAAUGCCCCAGCCCCGGCCCUUCCGCCUCGAGUCCCUUGACAUUCCCUUUUCCAAGGCCAAGCGUAAGAAAAGCAAAAGCAGCUUUGGCAGUGAGCCUCUGUGA